Molecule: messenger RNA, 1654 nt
Organism: Neltuma alba
Lineage: Eukaryota; Viridiplantae; Streptophyta; Magnoliopsida; Fabales; Fabaceae
Product: proline transporter 1
Exons: 7
Coding region: 119-1456 (445 amino acids)
Source: RefSeq, a predicted model, not a curated record
AGAGGCGCGACAAUAGCGUAGUCUGUUACACAGAGAGAGAGAGAGAGAGAGAGAGGCACAAGUAGGAGAAGGAAGAGCAGUCGUCGUCAUCGCCGUCGUCGCCGCCGCAGCAGCAGCGAUGGGAAGAGAAGGAGCCCCUAUUGAGCUCGUUUCCCACAAUAAUGGCCGCUCCCUCAAAAACGCAGUCGACGUUGAAUCCCCUGACACUGCCCAUCAGAUCAGCACAGAUUCAUGGUUCCAAGUGGGUUUUGUGCUGACGACGGGGAUCAACAGCGCUUAUAUACUGGGAUACUCAGGGACAGUCAUGGUUCCGCUGGGUUGGAUACCUGGUGUUGUUGGUUUAAUCCUGGCAACUGCAGUAUCACUGUAUGCGAAUGCGCUUGUUGCGAGGCUCCAUGAAUAUGGAGGCAAAAGGCAUAUCAGAUAUAGAGACCUUGCUGGUUUUAUAUACGGAAGAAGAGCCUAUUCGCUCACCUGGGGGCUACAAUAUGUCAACCUUUUCAUGAUAAAUACGGGCUAUAUCAUUUUAGCUGGUUCGGCCCUCAAGGCUGUUUAUGUUCUAUUUAGGGAUGACCAUGAGAUGAAGCUUCCAUAUUUUAUCGCCAUAGCUGGCUUUGUGUGCGCAAUAUUUGCCGUAUGCAUUCCCCAUCUUUCGGCUCUCGGAAUUUGGCUGGGAUUUUCAACAGUAUUCAGCUUGAUGUAUAUUGUUAUAGCAACUUGGCUGUCGCUCAGAGAUGGAAUAAGGUCUCCGGCAAGAGAUUAUAGCAUUCCAGGGACAUCAACAAGUAAAAUAUUCACAACGAUCGGGGCGACUGCUAAUCUCGUGUUUUCAUUUAAUACAGGAAUGCUUCCUGAGAUUCAGGCAACGAUCAGGCAGCCAGUUGUGAAGAACAUGAUGUGGGCUCUCUACUUUCAGUUCACUGUUGGGGUUCUGCCACUCUAUCUCGUUACUUUCGCAGGCUACUGGGCUUAUGGAUCUUCCACAGAGACCUAUUUGCCGAACAACGUGAAUGGUCCCCUCUGGGCGAAGGCCGCCGCCAACAUCGCGGCGUUCCUUCAAUCGGUCGUUGCAUUGCAUAUAUUUGCAAGUCCCAUGUACGAGUACGUAGACACUAGAUACGGCAUCAAAGGAAGCGCACUGGCCUUGAAGAAUAUAUCAUUUCGGGUGUUGGUGAGAGGGGGCUACCUGGCCUUCAACACAUUGGUGUCGGCACUACUGCCCUUCCUUGGAGAUUUCAUGAGCCUCACGGGGGCCAUCAGCACAUUUCCCCUCACAUUUAUCCUCGCAAACCACAUGUACCUGGUGGCAAUGAAGCACAAACUAACAUCCUUACAAACGCUCUGGCACUGGCUCAAUGUUUGUUUCUUCGGCCUCUUGUCUGUCGCUGCAACAGUUGCAGCCCUGCGCCUCAUUGCAGUCGACUCCAAAACCUACCAUGUCUUCGCUGAUUUAUGAUUCCACUCUUCCUUAAUAUUUCAGCAAUCGUAAGGCACUAAGGCCUGCGAUUAUUGUAUUAUAUAUAAAAUAAAAAUAAACUUAAAAUAUACAAUAGCAUUGCCUUGAAAGUUUUGCAUCAGUUGUAUUUUAUCGCCAAGACGCUGUACUCCCUCAAAGCUACUGAGUUACAGCAAUAAAAUUCCACGGUUUUAGGCA